Aspergillus campestris IBT 28561 is the source of this 1600-nucleotide messenger RNA. RefSeq names its product lysophospholipid acyltransferase family protein. The record is from RefSeq and is a predicted model, not a curated record. Gene Ontology annotation, cellular component: endomembrane system. Bases 287 to 1417 code for a protein of 376 amino acids. Gene Ontology annotation, molecular function: acyltransferase activity. The transcript is spliced from 3 exons. Lineage: Eukaryota; Fungi; Ascomycota; Eurotiomycetes; Eurotiales; Aspergillaceae.
UUUUUUUUGGCUACAUCUGUUGGCGUCAAGAAACGACUACGACCGACUCUCUAUCUACUCCGACGGAUUCUAUAUCCUCCCCGGGGUGCCGUCAGCGGCAAAAGACACCGCUUUUCUUUUUUCCAUGUUCUCGAGGAAAUAGCCUAGCACAAGAAAGAACACAACUAGAAUAAACGAUACAACCAUGGACGGUUCCGAGCUCCGACACCGAAAACAAGAGGCCCCCGAGACAACCUCCCACGCAGUUCGAAAAGAUGAAGAACCCCGGCUAAAACAUGGCAUCCCCAUGCAGGUCGUCCGGUCGCUGCUCCUGGGAGCCUGGUUCAACUGCUGCUGCUUCGUCAUCUUCGCGACCCAGCUGGUCGGCGCCCCGCUGUACCUGCUCAACAAACGCUGGUAUUACUCGUACAUGGCCUCGACCAAACAAUCCUUUGGACUGGUCAUCACCGCCCUCACCCAGUGGGGGUGUCCGACUUAUGUCCGUGUCAGUGGGGAUCACAGCGUGCGAGGACAAAUCCAGCUGGUCGAUGGACAGCUGAAGACCCAGUUCCCGGAGCGUCUGGUGAUGAUCGCCAACCACCAAGUGUAUACCGACUGGAUCUACCUCUGGUGGGUCGCUUACACGAAUGCGAUGCAUGGCCGCAUCUUUAUCAUCCUCAAGGAAUCCCUCAAGUACAUCCCCAUCGUGGGUCAGGGGAUGAUGUUCUACGGAUUCAUCUUCAUGGCCCGCAAGUGGAUCUCCGACAAGCCCCGGCUCGAGCAUCGCCUGGAGAAGCUGAAAGCGCGCCACUCCGGCUCCAAGUCCGAUUCUCCCGACUACGACCCCAUGUGGCUGCUGAUCUUCCCUGAGGGGACGAACCUGUCGCCCAACACCAAACAGCGGAGUGCCGCUUACGCCCAGAAACAGGGGUACCCGACCCCGGAGCACGUGCUGCUCCCCCGAUCCACCGGUCUCUUCUUUUGUUUGCAGCAAUUACGCGGGACGGUGGACUGGGUGUAUGACUGCACUGUCGCCUACGAAGGCCCACCGAAAGGGAGCCUUCCUGAUAAAUAUUUCACCCUGCGCUCCACCUAUGGCCAGGGGAGACCUCCGACGUCGGUCAACAUGUAUUGGCGACGGUUCGCCGUGUCGGAUAUCCCGCUGGAGGACCAGGCAGAAUUCGAUACCUGGCUGCGGGAGCGAUGGGCCGAGAAGGACCUCUUGAUGGACCAAUACUUUGAAACAGGGCGGUUCCCGACUGAGCUGGCGGGCACCAUCGAGGCCGGAUCCGGGUCCGCGAAGCAAAAGGCCGUCGCGUCCGAUGGAUUCGUCGAGGCCCAUGUGCGACUCGGCCACUGGAGCGAACUCGCUCGGAUUUUCAUGGUGGUGACGAUGGCGGCUUGUCUGUGCAAGUUACCAAAGGUGUUGGCACGGUGAGCCGCCGGGGAAUGACUUUGCGAUCGACCGGUGUAGGUGGUCCAUGAUGGGAUGAGUGCGCGCAGAUGACGAUAAUGAUGGGCAAUGCAACUAGAUAGACAGCUUCCUUCGUUGGAUUGGGUUUGACCGGAUUUUGGAGCCAGUGUUAAUCGAUGAUAGAAUUGGUUAUUGAAUGAUUUUUAG